Messenger RNA from Penicillium cosmopolitanum, 1029 nucleotides. RefSeq lists its product as uncharacterized. The coding region runs from base 1 to 1029 and encodes 342 amino acids. The record is from RefSeq and is a predicted model, not a curated record. Lineage: Eukaryota; Fungi; Ascomycota; Eurotiomycetes; Eurotiales; Aspergillaceae. The transcript is spliced from 5 exons.
AUGAAGAGUGUAUUUAUCAGCAGCACUGGCGCGAGCGGGUAUAUUGGCGGGGAUAUCUUGUCCGAGUUAAUCGCAAGAUACCCCGAGCACAGCUACCGAGUACUCGUACGCAGUCAGGAAAGCGGACAAAAAAUACAAAAAGUCUAUCCCGGCAUCAGAGUUAUCCAAGGGGAUCUGGAUAAUAGCGAGCUUCUUACUGCAGAAAGUGCCAGAGCGGACAUCAUCAUCCAUACUGCCGAUGCUGCAGACCACCUACCUGCAGCCCGGGCAAUCGCCAAAGGGCCAUACCCGGACAGACCGGUAUACUGGCUGCACACGAGUGGAGCUGGUCUUUUGUCUUUCCACGAUACCGAGAACAAAAUAUACGGAGAGCGGAGUGAAAUAAUUUAUGACGAUCUGCGAGACAUCCAACAGAUUCUCUCGUUCCCCGACCAUGCCUUUCACAAGCUUGUUGACAAGGCAGUCCUUGAGGCGGGCACAGUAUCGCCAACCACUCUCAGAACGGCAGUAAUUGCCCCAACCACUGUCUACGGCAAAGGAAGAGGCCCUUGCUUCCAACGAAGCAGACAAGUGUAUGAAAUGUCGAAAUUUAUUCUUGAAAAUUGCCAGAUCCCCAUCAUUGGCAAGGGUCAAGCAAUUGGGUCGAACAUUCAUGUUCACAGUGUGACAUAUCUUUUUAUGCAUUUCUUCGAGGUCGCCUUGCGGGGAGAAGGCGAUGGUACUAUCUGGGGUCCUGAGGCAUACUAUCUUGUUGAAGAGGGUGAGCAUUGCUGGGGUGAAUUGGCUCAUUCAAUUGGUGAAAUAGCUCUCAAAAGGGGGUUUCUGAGAAAUCAACCCAAGCAAAUAGCGCUGGAGAUGGAUUCGGCUCAGGAAUUAGCUGGCUUUGAGGCAACGAGUUGGGCGUAUAACAUGCGUUGUCGUGCGAGUCGGGCUCGCUCACUUCUCGGCUGGCAGCCCCGUGGGCCAUCUUUAGAGGAUGAGCUUCCGGGUAUUGUUGACGAGGAGUUUGAGCGAUUGAAUGGGAAAUAG